AAAACAUUGAAGGAAUGGUUGGAAACACACCUCAUUCCUCAACAGAACAACCCAAACAAAUGAAAUGUUCCCUUCCACAAAGGAAUGAAGAAACUGAAACUGAUACUGAAAAAACCAUUGAAGGAAUGGUUGGAAACACACCUCAUUCCUCAACAGAACAACCCAAACAAAUGAAAUGUUCCCUUCCACAAAGGAAUGAAGAAACUGAAACUGAUACUGAAAAAACCAUUGAAGGAAUGGUUGGAAACACACCUCAUUCCUCAACAGAACAACCCAAACAAAUGAAAUGUUCCCUUCCACAAAGGAAUGAAGAAACUGAAACUGAUACUGAAAAAACCAUUGAAGGAAUGGUUGGAAACACACCUCAUUCCUCAACAGAACAACCCAAACAAAUGAAAUGUUCCCUUCCACAAAGGAAUGAAGAAACUGAAACUGAUACUGAAAAAACCAUUGAAGGAAUGGUUGGAAACACACCUCAUUCCUCAACAGCACAACCCAAACAAAUGAAAUGUUCCCUUCCACAAAGGAAUGAAGAAACUGAAACUGAUACUGAAAAAACCAUUGAAGGAAUGGUUGGAAACACACCUCAUUCCUCAACAGCACAACCCAAACAAAUGAAAUGUUCCCUUCCACAAAGGAAUGAAGAAACUGAAGAAACUGAAACUGAUACUGAAGAAACCAUUGAAGGAAUGGUUGGAAAUACACCUCAUUCGUCAACAGCACAACCCAAACAAAUGAAAUGUUCCCUACCACAAAGGCCCUCUGUUGAAGCUGUUGAUGUACCUAAAUACCAGAAUGUUUGUAUAUAUUGUAAUCAGGUCACAAAAAACAAAACAUAUGAAAAUCCCGAAUUUCUGAAGAGAAGAAAGCUACCAAGUUUCUUGUACAAACCCAACACUUACAGGAUGAAGUGUAUACCAGCACCUGUCACCUCACUGAUGUGAAAGGAGUGAUUGAAGCUGAUCUCUUAUACCAUAACUAUUGUUACAAACAAUACAGCCAUAAAUACCAGAAAAGUACUGAUUCAAAUUCUCUUCAUGAUAAAUCAAAUAUGUAUGAUGUAUUUAAUGAUGUCAUCAAUGAAAUUCAACAAGACUUGAAUACAGGAAAAGCCUUCUCUGUAUUAAAGAUUUGCAAAGAGAUCGGUGACCGCCUUCGACGUAGCCCUGUUCAAGGGCAACUUGUCACCAAAUAUUUGCGUAAGCGAUUUGGUGAAGAUGUCACAUUUAUAAAGCACAGCAAGAGGCAGUCUCAGGAUUUUCUUCUGGCAAGCAAGAUAGAUGCUGUAAAAUUGGUAAUUAAUCAUUUAUAAUUUAAAAGUACUUAUUCAGUGUGUCAAAUAAGUCCCGUCCCCCCUCUACAGCCAUGACCUUAAUAGAUGGUACCUAGUGUGAUAUACCAUUGGAAAGAUCAUCCAAAGUUACGUUAACUCAC
Molecule: messenger RNA, 1434 nt
Organism: Owenia fusiformis
Lineage: Eukaryota; Metazoa; Annelida; Polychaeta; Sabellida; Oweniidae
Source: the annotation of a GenBank genome assembly